ACGCGAAGUCGUCUCUCUAUAUGAAAAAUUGAACCCUAAUUUCGAUUUCGAGAUCUCGAAGAUGACGAAGGACUUCGCGAUUCCACCAGUGGUCUUCCCCUCCGGCGGAUCCACCGCCAACCCCAACGUCCAGCAACGACGCUUCCCCGCCGCUCCCUUCCAACCUCCCCGCCCCUCCUCCUCCGCGAUCCCUUUCAUGUCCUUCGACAUCGGAUCCGCCGCCGCCUCCUCCGCCGCCCCCGCGGGACCGUUCACCGGGACCUUAAACUCAUCCGCAUCCUUCGGAGGAGGAGGCUCCUCCUCCUUCGAAGACGAGGAGCCGCUCCUCGACGAGCUCGGGAUCCACCCCGAUCAGAUCUGGAAGAAGACCAGAUCCAUCCUCAACCCGUUCCGGAUCAACCAAACCGUCCACCACGACUCGGAUCUAUCCGGCCCGAUCUUCCUCUACCUCGCGCUCUGCCUAUUCCAGCUCCUCGCGGGGAAGAUCCAGUUCGGGGUGAUCCUCGGGUGGAUCGUGGUGUCGUCGAUCUUCCUCUACGCGGUGUUUAACAUGCUCGCGGGGAGGAAUGGGAAUCUGAAUCUGCACACGUGUACGAGUUUGGUUGGGUAUUGUUUGCUUCCGGUGGUGAUUUUGUCUGCUGUGUCGUUGUUUGUGCCGCAGGGAGCCGGGGCGGUUAGGUUUGUGGUUGCGGGGGUGUUUGUGUUGUGGUCGACGAGGGCUUGCUCGGCGUUGGUUGUGUCUUUGGCUGAUGGUGGGGAGGAGCAUCGUGGGUUGAUCUCUUACGCUUGUUUCUUGAUCUAUACGCUCUUCUCUCUUCUUGUUAUAUUUUGAUGAUUUAAUUACGAAGUAUUGAUAGUUUUUUUUUUAAUCUAAAGUUUGUUUGAUUUUGUGGUGGGAAUAGUGGAGCGAUGUGUAAAGGCUUCAUGUUUUAAUUUUAAUUCGAUGUUUGUAUCUUUUUGACUUCAGGAUUUUAUAUUUACAGAGUUUAUUAUCAAUGUGUU
Molecule: messenger RNA, 1002 nt
Organism: Brassica rapa (field mustard)
Lineage: Eukaryota; Viridiplantae; Streptophyta; Magnoliopsida; Brassicales; Brassicaceae
Product: protein YIPF5 homolog
Biological process (GO): endoplasmic reticulum to Golgi vesicle-mediated transport; vesicle fusion with Golgi apparatus
Cellular component (GO): trans-Golgi network; membrane
Source: RefSeq, a predicted model, not a curated record